AUGGGGACCGCCACCGCCGACAUGGCCGCAGUAGCGGACGAGGAGGCGUGUCUGUACGCGUUGCAGCUGGCGUCGUCGUCCAUCCUCCCCAUGACGCUCAAGAGCGCCAUCGAGCUGGGCCUGCUCGACGUCCUGGAGGCCGCCCGUAAGACUGCGGGAGGAGGCCCCGCCGCGACGCUGGCACCCGAGGAGGUGGUGGCGCGGCUGCCCGUCGCGCCCAAGAACCCCGACGCGCCGGCCAUGGUGGACCGCAUGCUGCGGCUGCUGGCCUCCUACGACGUGGUGAGGUGCCAGGUGGAGGAGGGGGAGGACGGCAAGCUGUCGCGGCGGUACGGCGCCGCGCCGGUGUGCAAGUGGCUCACGCCCAACGAGGACGGCGUUUCCAUGGCCGCGCUCGCUCUCAUGAACCAGGACAAGGUCCUAAUGGAGAGCUGGUACUAUUUGAAGGACGCAGUGCUGGAGGGCGGCAUCGCGUUCAACAAGGCGUACGGCAUGUCGGCGUUCGAAUACCACGGCACGGACCCGCGCUUCAACCGCGUCUUCAACGAGGGCAUGAAGAACAACUCCGUCAUCAUCACCAAGAAGCUUCUAGAAUCCUACACCGGCUUCGAGGGCAUCGGCACCCUCGUCGACGUCGGGGGUGGCGUCGGCGCCACCAUCCAUGCCAUCACCUCCCGCUACCCGCACAUCAAGGGGAUCAACUUCGACCUCCCCCACGUCAUCUCCGACGCGCCACCACCGUUCCCGGGCGUGGAGCACGUCGGCGGCGACAUGUUCAAGUCGGUGCCCUCCGGCGACGCCGUCUUCAUGAAGUGGAUCCUCCACGACUGGAGCGACGCCCACUGCGCGACGUUGCUCAAGAACUGCUACGACGCGCUGCCGGCACACGGCAAGGUGAUCGUCGUCGAGUGCAUCCUGCCCAAGAACCCAGAGGCCAUACCCAAGACGCAGGUCAUGUUCCACGCCGACAUGAUCAUGCUCGCGCACAACCCCGGCGGCAAGGAGCGGUAUGAAAGGGAGUUCGAGGAGCUCGUCCGCGGCGUCGGGUUCAAGGGCAUCAAGGCGACCUACAUCUACGCCAACACAUGGGCCAUUGAGUUCACCAAGUAGAUAUUGUGCUUGUGCCUGCACUUUUUCGAUGAAUGGGUCUUCGUCAUUUUGU
Panicum virgatum (switchgrass) is the source of this 1162-nucleotide messenger RNA. Its product is annotated as caffeic acid 3-O-methyltransferase-like. NCBI's taxonomy places the organism in Eukaryota, Viridiplantae, Streptophyta, Magnoliopsida, Poales, Poaceae. The transcript has 2 exons. Bases 1 to 1110 code for a protein of 369 amino acids. The record is from RefSeq and is a predicted model, not a curated record. Gene Ontology annotation, biological process: methylation. Gene Ontology annotation, molecular function: O-methyltransferase activity; S-adenosylmethionine-dependent methyltransferase activity; protein dimerization activity.